Molecule: messenger RNA, 6148 nt
Organism: Rhineura floridana
Lineage: Eukaryota; Metazoa; Chordata; Lepidosauria; Squamata; Rhineuridae
Gene: ESYT2
Product: extended synaptotagmin 2
Exons: 22
Coding region: 659-2926 (755 amino acids)
Biological process (GO): lipid transport
Molecular function (GO): lipid binding
Source: RefSeq, a predicted model, not a curated record
CGACGUUGCCCCAUUAACAGAUGGGGGCAGCGUCUUCACCCCCACCUGCAAUCAUGCCCCGCUCGUCAGCUGCGCGGCGAGCGGAGCUUCGUUUCUUGGAGAGGGUCGUUUACCAUAACUGGCUUGUUAAUCCUCUUGUCAGGGGUAGAUGAUUUUAAUGCAGAUGCAAGCCUUUAGUUGAUCCUAGUGUUCUAAUUUAGAGAAGCAAUCCUAUUAGUUAAGCUGAACUCCUGUUUCUACAUUGGAGGACAAUACAAAGCAACUUGUAGCCUGACUUCUGUGGUCAAAUGAGUGCAGCACAGUUAGAAUCCUCUGUGCAUGACUGGUUAUGUCCAUGAGCGAGUGUUGCCCUUUGUGCCCCUUCACCAUGGUUCUCUCUUCCAUAUUUCCCCCUCCAUGUGUUCCACCUCCUCCUCUUGUCGUUGUGUAUGUUCAAAAUUUCAUAGAUGUGGUGACAUGUAUGUAGUCCUUUUCUGUCAGUUUGCCAAGAGGAGUUCCCUUGGUGUUGCCUGUGUUCCCAGUGCUAUGCUUUGCAACCCUCCUGCUCCAACAUGUUCAUUCUCCAGGCAGCGGACGUUUUAAUGCUGCAUACUGUUUUUUUAUCUAUGAGUUAAUACUAAGGCUUUCCCACUGGAACAUCACUCAGACUGUAAAGCACAUGUGGCCUUUCAUUUGCCAGUUCAUCGAGAAACUUUUCCGCGAAACAAUAGAACCAGCAGUGAGAGGAGCAAACAGCCACCUGAGCACCUUCAGUUUCACAAAAAUUGAUAUAGGGCAUCAGCCCCUUAGAAUUAAUGGCGUUAAAGUGUACACUGAAAACGUGGAUAAAAGGCAGAUAAUUUUGGAUCUUCAAGUCAGCUUUGUUGGCAAUUGUGAAAUUGACUUGGAGAUCAAGAGAUACUUCUGUAGAGCUGGUGUGAAGAGUAUACAGAUUCAUGGUACAAUGAGAGUUAUAUUGGAACCUCUGCUUGGAGAUAUGCCCUUAAUUGGAGCACUGUCUUUAUUUUUCCUUAGGAAACCGCUUUUGGAAAUUAACUGGACAGGACUGACCAAUCUUCUGGAUAUUCCAGGACUAAACGGUGUAUCAGACACUAUAAUACUAGAUAUCAUAUCCAAUUACCUGGUGCUUCCAAAUAGGAUUACUGUUCCGCUUGUCAGUGAGGUGCAGAUUGCUCAAUUGCGCUUCCCCAUACCAAAGGGUGUGCUAAGGAUACACUUCAUUGAAGCUCAGGACCUUGAGGGAAAAGAUACUUACCUGAAGGGAAUUGUUAAGGGAAAGUCUGACCCUUAUGGAAUCAUUCGUGUGGGUAAUCAAAUUUUCCAAAGCAAAGUCAUCAAAGAAAAUCUUAACCCAAAGUGGAAUGAAGUUUACGAGGCCUUAGUAUAUGAACACCCAGGACAGGAAUUGGAGAUUGAGCUCUUUGAUGAAGACCCAGACAAGGAUGACUUUCUGGGAAGUCUAAUGAUAGACCUAAUCGAGGUUGAAAAGGAGCGCCACCUAGAUGAGUGGUUUACUUUGGAUGAAGUUUCCAAAGGAAGAUUGCAUUUAAAACUAGAAUGGCUCACAUUGAUGCCUACAGCAGAGAAUCUUGAUCAGGUUCUAAAAAGCAUUAGAGCUGAUAAAGACCAAGCCAAUGAUGGGCUUUCGUCAGCAUUGCUUAUUCUUUAUUUGGAUUCAGCAAGAAAUCUGCCAAGUAUCUACGAGGGAAACUUUGGGUGUGGAUACUUAAAAGAGAGGAGAGCAUCGGGACUAGUCUUUUGUGAAAAUACUACCUCACUCUAUAGAGCACUAUUUUCAGGAAAGAAAAUAAACAGCAACCCCAACCCCCUUGUCUUACUGACUGUUGGACACAGGGCACAAGAAAGUAAGAUUCGCUACAAGACCAGUGAACCUGUAUGGGAAGAAAAUUUCACUUUCUUCGUUCACAAUCCUAGAAGACAAGAGCUAGAAGUUGAGGUCAAGGAUGAACAACACCAGUGCUCCUUGGGAAACUUCAAGCUUCCUCUAAGCCAGCUUCUUGAAAGUGAAGAUCUAACUAUGCAUCAGAGAUUUCAUCUUAGCAAUUCUGGUCCAAACAGCACUGUAAACAUGAAAAUUGCACUCAGGAUUCUUUCUCUUGAAAAGCAAGAGAGGUCUCCAGACUACCAACACUCAGCCCAAGUGAAGAGACCCUCUGUUUCCAAAGAUGCAAGAAAAGGUUCUUUCAAGCCUCAGGCCCCCAUUUCUCCAGCGACUGACUUGAAUAAGCCCCCAGUUUCCACAGCAACAGACAUUGAUAAAAAGACCGGUGUGGUUGAAAAAAGCCAUCCCUCUAACCCUAGUCCUCACUGGCCAACAGAUCUCAGCAGAAGCUCCUCCAGUCUCCUUGCCUCCAACGUGAGCUAUUCUCCCAGCCACCUUUCAGUCAAAGAACCUACUCCAAGCAUCGCUUCAGACAUAUCACUACCCAUUGCCACACAGGAGCUGCGGCAACGACUGAGACAACUUGAAAAUGGCACAACUUUAGGACAGUCUCCUUUGGGACAGAUUCAACUAACAAUUCGUCACAGUUCACAAAGAAACAAGCUUAUGGUGGUGGUUCACACAUGUAGGAAUCUCAUCGCAUUUUCAGAAGAAGGAUCUGACCCCUAUGUCCGAAUGUAUUUAUUGCCUGACAAGAGGAGAUCAGGAAGAAGAAAAACAAGUGUUGCAAAGAAGACUUUAAAUCCAGUUUUUGAUCAGGCCUUUGAUUUCAGUGUUUCAUUACCUGAAGUGCAGAGAAGGACACUAGAUGUAGCAGUGAAAAACAGUGGAGGUUUCUUAUCCAAAGACAAAGGGCUGCUUGGUAAGGUAUUGAUACCAUUGGCUUCUGAAGAACUUUCCAAAAGUUGUACCCAGUGGUAUGACUUGACAGAAGAUGGUACAAGGCCGCACAUUGCACCUUAGGCAACUUUGGAUGCCAGAAGCUCCUGUUCACAUACUUUUGCCAACCUUUAUAUAUUUUAUUAACUUUGUUCACACAGAUGUAUCAAUAUUAUUUUUAUAACUCUUAGUUAUUAGGCCCAACCAUCACUUCCCAACCAUUUUAUAACACCUGGACAUUCUAUGUAGGCUUAAGUCAGUUUAAUUGUUAGCCUCCUUUCCUUUGUUUGUUACAGUACUUUAAAGUGCAAUAGGGUUUGUAGAGUAACCCAUUUGUUUCAAUGGAAUCUUUUAUGGCAUUUGUACCCUUGAAAAAAGUGAGAUGUUUAUCUGCUUUUCCUACCUUGUUUUGUUUCUCACCAAGGUGUCUGCCAUGUAAAUAGAUACUAUUUUUUAAAAUGCGUUUUCCCCAGUGGUUUGAAGACAGAAGAAAAUGUAAAAACAAAUUAGAUGUUUUUCUUCUAAAUGCAUCCUAAAAGCUUACAAUGAAAUGUUUUGGGAAUGGUCUUUGCAGCAAAAUGGUCUUAAUCCUACUAAUAUUAUGGUGUGUUUUUUUUAAAAAAAAAAGUCCGACAAAUUAAUUAGCCCAUAUAUUUCUGGCCUUAAAGGCUUGCAAAACGGGACAGUAUGAAAUAGUAACUUUUUAAUAUUUAUAUAGAAAUGUAUUCUUGGAAUUUUGUUGAGAUAAUUCAUAAAAUCCACAAAUUCAUCCAGAUAAUGUUAUAAAGAAAAGUAUAUAUAAAUACUGUAUUAAAAAUACUGUAUAAAAAUAAGAUGAUCAAGGUGUUUAAAUCAUAGUAUAUUUAUCUCGAUCACCUAUGAUACAAAAGUGAAGACUCAAGUAGUACAACGUUUUGUAAUGCACUUUUGCAGUCAUUGCUUCCUGUUUAGAAUUUAUUUGCCCCACCCAGAAUACCAGAACAUUGCCUAAGCAAUAGUAUGGUUAAAAUGUAUUGCAGAUUAAGGUUUGAUAACCACCCUAAUGAUCCAACUUCUGUGGUGGUGAUUGAAGAUGUUUAUAACUGGGUCUGUAGCACAUGUUUGCUAGUGGUAUCAUAAAAUGCUUGCAGGUCUGUUAAGUUGGAACUUAGGUUAUACAAAGCACAAAAUCUAGAUUUCUGGUUAGCUCUUUCCACCGUUGCUGUGGUACUUGGAGCAUUUCUCUCUCAUUUGGGUCAGAUCUGUGUGAAAUAGUCACAUUGCAUUUAAAACACCAUUUUAUUCUGCUGCAAGGACCACUUCAUACACCACUAGUUGAGGAAUCUGUCACUGGAAGUUGAGUGGACAGAAGGUUUUCUACAAGUUCUGGAAUAUCAGCCGUGAAUCUGGACUGUGUUGCUUCUGAAUGAUGUUAAUGCAGUAAAAUGAGCCAUUUAAAAUCAAAUGUAUAUUCUAAUCAGUGUCGCUUUUUGGUUUGAUUUUUUCAGGCCCAGGAAAUAUAAGAGUGGUUUGCAAAAAAUGGACUUGAUAAUGUUUUUAAGUGUGAACUUGUUGCUUCAGGUUUUUUCCAUUGUUGCUUACAGAACAAAAUCAAUGGAGAAUUGAUUAUAUCUAUUGGUUCCUUUUUUUUGGAAAGCUUUCUCAGAUGGUUUUAACAAAAAUGUACAUUUUUGUGGUUUAACCCAAGCAGUGCUUCUUCUGUCUCACAAUCGUGGGUAAAUAUGCAAUUGCUUUUAAAAAACAAAAUAACCAUUUAUCAUUUAGUUAAUUGUCUUAGGAUGGCUUCUGGUCACAAAAUAAUGUUUAAGGAUAAAUAAACUUCUCAAAUACUAGCUUUAUAAUUAAACUAGCAUAACCUUUAUUCUCACUUAGACAAUUGAUAUAAUCUAGUAGAAAUGUCUCCUGCACAAGCACCAUUCUGUUGAGCUUGCACAGACGAAAUUCCCAUUGUGCCCUUCAAGUGUACAAGAAUACCAAAGUGCCUGUCGUACAGCUGUAGCAGACUGUUCAUACCAAGUUUUAAAAACAAAUUCAUUUUCAUCUGUCAGUAUGAUAGAUCUGUAUGUACACAGUGGCAUCCUGUAUGUAACAAUGAAUUAUUUUAUACUGGCUUUGCUAGGUAGACCUCAGCAGCACCAUUCAGAUAUUUGGCACAUGUGUAGGAUAGCAUGAUUUGAGCUCUGAGAGACUGGCUCACCAUAAACAUAGCUCAGAUUAAGGUGGUUCCCCACUUAACGCCAUAUGACCACUUUUAUAUUGCUCUAACAAAGGAGAGCAUAUAAAAUGAAGAAGAGACAGCCAUAAGCUAUAUUAAUGAUGACUGCUUAUGAGAAAAGUGAAGACACGAGAAAUGUGAAUAGAAAUCUUACUGGAGAAAAUUAAUAACUCAUCUAACCCAGUAUUCUAUCCUCGCUAAACCUGACAUCAGUGAGAGCGUUACUUAUGCUGAAAUCCCUAAAUGAUGAGAGAAUCUUGGGAGAGGAGGAUGGCCACAGUGCCAGCACGUGUAACAACCUAGAACAAAUAUAAUUGGUGAUGUUUUUAGGGGUAAUGCAGGCCACUAAUAAGCAAUGAUGUGAAACACUUUCUUAGUCCAUUGUUAAGUAAAAAUUGCCAUUUCAUCUCUUCAUCCCCUGGUAUAUCAGUGUCCUUUCCCAGGUAUCCUCAAUGAGGAAAUAACAAACAAACGAGAGAGUUACCAUGUCAAAUGGUUGCAAAAAAAGGAUUUGAUACAACAUGAAGUCUUUUGGAUGACUCUCAGAUGAAAAGAUGGAACACACUCUCAAAACAUCUGGACCAAAAUCUUGGAUAAUGAUUACAAAGAAAUGCUCUUUCUGCCUUUGGAAGCUGGAAGCUGCAUGCAUGAAUCUAUUCUCUCCACAACUUGGUGGUGAUUCAUAGAGGAAAGAUGAAGAAGCAUGAAAUUUCCAUUAGCAAAUUGAAAAACUAGCUUUCCGGGUUUUUUGUUAAAUCUUGUGCCUUAAAGGGAAGCCUAAAUAUUUUAUGUGUUCCAUAGCUUUGUUCUCUGUAUUUACCAGUCUUUCUGUUAUGUGCUAUUGAAUAUGUUCAGUGCUCUAUGUUGCUGGAGAGGAAAGAAACAUCUUGCAUUUGGAGCUACUGUAACCCAAGCACCAAGUCAAUAUGUUACGUGGGUUUUCAAUUACGUUUUGAAUCCUGUCUAUCAGGCUUGCAGCAACUGGUGAAAGAAGAAAAGGUGGUCAAUUUAGUACAGAUCACCUUUUUUGCUCAUGUAAUUUUCAACUGCAUGUAUUUAUUCAAUAAAUGAUUUAUAUGGGAGUCCUUGAA